This is a messenger RNA of Porites lobata, 40020 nucleotides long. Lineage: Eukaryota; Metazoa; Cnidaria; Anthozoa; Scleractinia; Poritidae. The record is from the annotation of a GenBank genome assembly.
GUCUUUUCGCGCGAAUGCUUGGGUGGAUUUUAACUUGCAUUUUACUCUUAUUUUGAGCCAGAAAUCGUUAUAAUUUUACCUGAAAUAUCUGUAUUUAACGUGUACAAAUUUUUACAACGUUUCAAUUUAACAAGUUUCGGUUUUAUUUGUGUAUUUAAAGACGACGAGUGAAGCGUAAUGGCGAGAAAGCGAAGGUUGCAAUCAGAUAGCGAGGAUGAGCAAGAAGAUAUCGAAAUGCAGGACGAUCGUGAAUCCUCACGGCCCAAGAAAAAGAGAGUUUCAUCGGUUGAAGAUCAUGAUGAGACGGAGGAUAUGGGUGAAAACGAAGAACUCGAUUGUUCGCAAGCUCCAGAUUUUGUCGUGUCGACAGCGGUAAGUCACUUGAGCGAUUGUGCUCCUCCCCUGAACCUGGCUCACCUUCGUUCACUUCAGCACUAGAGCUCUGUCAGAAUGUAGAUCAGGUUUGCAGUUCCUUAAAAGACUUAAAAGCUAAGAGGAGUAUUCAGUGGGAAGGUAAUUUCUUCGUAUCGACUAACGAUCGUUAUCCAUUCAAGAUCUGUGCUUGUCGUUACAGUAUGAUAAAGCUCAUGUAAAACUCAAUGUUGCGUUUUGGAAAAGAAAAAAAAGUACAUUAUCGGAGUCCAGAUGGGAAAUUUUGGGCACUUAUCUUUCGUAUCCGCCGUGAUGGGAUAUGCGCUUUGCAGAUAACACGAUUGGAGUAAGAAUUAGAACUGUUCACAUUUUGUAGAGUAGUUUCUUAGUUAAGAGAAGAUUUCUGUCAAGUUCAAUAAUUAUUAUUUGAUUUGUUUGUGAUAUGUGAUAUCUUUGAUACUGCUUGGAUCAACAGUAGAAAGCAUGUAUGUUCUUUAUUACUGACAGUAAAAUACCGUAAAAUUCCAAAAAUAAGCCCUGGGGCUUUUAUUUUUCAAAGGCCCUUUUUGAGGGGCUUUUUUUUGGAGGGGCUUAUAUUCGGAGGGGUUUAUCUACGGAGGGAAAUUUGCGUUUCAAAAUCGAUUGGGCUAGCCUUAUAGUUGGAAGUAAAUUUACUGUUUUUGCUUUGUUUUUUGCGUUACCGGAUUAAGGGGCUUAUAUAUAGAGGGGCUUAUUUUUGGAAUUUUACGGUAGUUCUUAAAACCUGGCCCCUCCAUUAAGGCAAAAUUUCCCGUUUGACCGGUUAAUUGCAAAGUGAACCCUCAGUUCGACCGGAAAUUUUCCAGCACAAAUGGAAGAGCUUCCAAGGUAUUUCACAUUUUCUAUUGCAACUGGUUAGAACAGAAAGUCCUGUUCCAUUUGCACAGUAGGGGAUCUUUUCCUGCCAUUUUCAAUGUUUGCCGGUGAGUGUUACUUAUGGGCAGUCAUAGUUUUGUUUUUAUUUCGUUUCUUAUCAUUCAAAAUGACAUCUGCACAUCUGAGGCAUGAAUGCUGGGAGGAUUUUUACAUAUGACUAGUUGAUAGUUUUGUUAAUUUAUUAUUGUUUUUAAAAUUUUAAUUUUAAUGCACUUUUGAUCAUUUAUAUUGAAAAGGUGCACUAUAAAUAAUAAAUGUUGUUGUUGUUGUAACCUUUUCGUUUCUUGCUGGCUAAAACAAAAAGGAAGAAUUUCGUAAUGGCAGAUCAACCAAAAAAAUGAAUUUUCCAAAAAAUUGCUUGUGAGUUUAACACAGUCUCCAACAAGGUGGUGGUCACAAAUGGGCUUCUGUGGCUGGAAAGAACCCCUGGUUUUUGCUAGCAAUGCUCAGAUAAGUUCAAGCAGACAUCAAGCGUAAAUUUACAUGUAGCAUUGGAUGAGGCUGGGCAUGAUAUGAAUUAAGAAUAUUUUGUCGAUGAAGGAGGCUGAAGGCCAAGGUAGCUUUCCUUAGGAACCUGUGACUUUCAUGGCUUAGUAAUUCUUCAUUCUAUGAAAACUAAUUCCAGUGUUCUACUUUUCAUGCAGUCUGAAGCAGAAGUUGGGAUCAUUGAGAAGAUAACCCUGAUGAAUUUUAUGUGCCACACCAUGCUGGAAGUUAAUCUGGGUGCAAAUGUUAACUUUAUUAUUGGGAGAAAUGGAAGUGAGUCAUGUAGAUAACUGGGCCUUUUAUUUAGAGAGUAUAGUGUUGUAGUGUGUAUGGUAUUGUGCAUGUAAGUGUCUAAUUUCAUAGAUGGAUUUUCUCAGGCAAUCUUUUAAGGGAGCUACAAAAGCAUUGCUCCAUAGACAGUACCUAGAUAAAGAAAUAUAUUUACAAAACUGUAUAGACUGACCUUCUGUAACAGACACCUUGAUACAUCUCCUCGGCACCCCUUCGAACUGUAUAAUCACAGUCUUGAAAAUACAUACAUUUGCUUUCUAAAGUGGCCUCCACAACAUAAAUAUGGCAAAUCAAAUCUAGUGCAUUUUGGUAUGAAUUCAACUGCAUGAAAUAUUUUUGACUGCAAAAGUGGUGAAUCUGCGAUUUCCUUUGCAACAUCUGAUAAACAACCAGCAGGACGUUACGUUUUCGCUGUCAAAGGAUUUGGCAUUUAAGGGUUUGUCUUGACUAGUCCGGGAACUAUAACACAUUACCUUUUAGACAAGGUCAGGUACACAGUUUCUGCUGACCCGUCUACACUUUGUAGAGACAAAUCUCACACUUAUCCACCCCUCCCCUUAAUUGCUUGUUCUUAAUCUCCGACUCCCAGAUUCUGGGAGACACGUGACCAGACCCAACCAGGGUCUCUUGAUGGGUAGGAUUCAUGAGGUUGAGACCAUUGCUAUAUGUAAGUUUCUGUUUAUGGGAGGUGUCUCCCUGCUGAGGUUGGGCCAUAGAUUUUUUUUAAAUUUUAUUCAACCACUGCCUACUGAAGUUGGACAUAAUGUAAAGGGUUUUAAUAAUCCUAUAAAGCUACCGUCCCUCCCACAGUGUUCACAGAUAUUUUUUUUCAUGUUAUACCUAUAUUAGCUGGGUCAUGUUGCAGAAUUUUAAACACUGCUGAUUGCCAAAAGUUUCUUGGUGGUGAGGGUUAGGAAACUGAGUGAGAGCAAAUUGAACUGGAAGUUGAUUCAUUCUAUAAUAACCCUAAUCACUAACUUGUCUUAACUCCAGAGUCAUGUGGUGUCUGGUGGCCAUUUGGUUUUUUGCAAAAUAACCUUGCCAAUAGUGUUAGUGAUCGACACAUGGAAAUCUCCUAAUUGAGUUCUUGAUGGUACAACUGUAAAUCUAUCAGGGAUAAGAAUACAUUUUCCUAGUUUUUAGUUUGUUAGGCCAGUUUUACUUGGUUAUCAGUUAUGGCCUUGUCCAUCUCAAGCUCAAUGAUUGUAUUCACUCUAGGUGGAAAAAGUGCAAUAAUGACUGCAUUGGUGGUGGGCUUAGGAGGAAAGGCUGCCACAACAAACAGAGGAAGUUCUCUCAAGGGAUUUGUCAAGGACAAGUGCAGGUUUAUAGACAUUAGCAAUAUAUGUAGAUCCAAAACUAUCAUCCCUGUUAUUAUUAUUAUUUUUAUUGUGAUCCUCUCCUGUUCUCUGGUAUUUUCUGGGUAUUCUCAGCCAGCACCGCAGGAAAACACACUCCGUAUGAGCGAAAAAUUCAACAUCCGGUCAUUUGCAUAUUUUGUGCACUGGCUGAUCUCAUACCAAUUUAUUUGCUAAGGGAGUGAGUCAUAAAACAUGACCAAAGGCCCCUUAGAGGUCAUCUCCGUAGUCUAAAACUUUCCUUAAAAUCCUUGCUGUAGUGUUUUUGGAGUAAUGAAAUACAACAAAUUCUUACAUGUAUGUCCAACUUUUCCAUCCACUUAUCCUAGUUCUUUGUCACACUUCCCAAUGAUCUAUUAUCACUAUUAUUAUUAUUAUUAUUAUUAUUAUUAUUAUUAUUAUUAUUAGCAUUAUUAUUAUUACUAUGUUCAAAUAUCACAGUUUGUGUGCAUGUUUGCUGUAUUGGAUAUGGAAAUCCACUAAAGGGAGUACUGCGAGUUCACUAAGCUUAGCAGAUUAAAAGUUUUUGCAAGAUAUAUGUGGAGGCGAGAACAGCUGUCUUUUGCAAGGUGUAGCUGCAGCACUCUGCUUCAACAGACAUGUCUUUCAGAGCCUUAUCAAGGUUGCUCUUUACACAUCCCAAUGAUACAAUGUAUUGUUGCUUUCCUUCUGAAAAGUACUUGGCAGUAGCAGUGUCUCUAGACUAAGAAAACUUUUCAGUCUCUGAUUGAAUUGGCCAUGGUGACAUCUUAGAGUUGUACAAUAACUAGACAGCCUAAGAUAAUUUUUACAUUUCAGUGCAGGGUUGUCAUUAAGAGCCCGGGGCCGGGGAUUUCCCUGGCUACUAAGGGAGUGGCUCCCGGCUACUUUUAUUGGAAAAUAGACGAAAAAUAGAACCAAAAGAAAUCCCUAGCCGUUUGAUCCCCUGCCUAUUUGUUGUAUUUACCCGGCAACUUGAAAUCUUAGUGACAACCCUGCACUGUUAAUAAUUUUUAUUAGUACAGUAUUAAUAGGUAUCAGUGCUACUUAUUAGCUGCCUGUGAGUCAAAGGGAAUUUACAAUAGAGAGUUAUUUAAUUUGGUUGUUUUUUGCUUGCUAGUUAUGCCCAGGUUUCAAUCAAAUUACGAAACCGAGGCCAAGAUGCUUACAAGCCUAAAGAGUAUGGAGAUUGUAUAACUGUGGAAAGAAGGAUAAGUAGUGACGGCAGUGGAUCUUACAAGCUAAAGGCAAAAGAUGGUAACUUGGAUAUUGUUCAUUUUCUUUUCUUUCUUUCUUUUGGUUAAUCAAAGGUGUGGUUACUGUAAAUGACCUUAACAACAUCCACUCUGUAAUAAAAUUAUUAAUGCCUCUUGAAUAUCAAUUUUGUUGAAAAUGUCAUUUCCAAUGAAUGAGACUUCCCUAUGCCUUCCAUAACGAUGGCUUCUAAAAAAAAUAAUUUACAAUGAAUGAGGCUGAGAUAAUUUUUCAGAUAAUAUGGAAGCUGAAUUAAAUAAUUGUUUUAUUGGUUCAUUCAAAUUAAUUCCAAGUUUAAAAACAAGCUAAAACAUGCUUACCUCAAUGGAUUUUAAGUUCAUUUUUGAAAGUGCAUGUUAAUCGGCAAGUUUAGUUUAGCUCCGCAUUAUUCUCCAAAUAGCAGGUGUCAUCUGUUUAGUCGUCUUCUUGCCGUUAUUGCAAUGUUUUUGGCAAAUAGUUCACCUAUUUCUUAUUCUUGAAAUAAGUCAAAUGUUCUGCCAUUUUGUACUCACUACCAAAACAACCCAACCUCUUCCCCAGGUCUUCUCAGUUAAUGGUUCAAUAGUCUGGCAAUUUGCUGCACUUUGGACGUUUUUUUUCCACAUAUCGCAAAAUUCUUCCACAUUUGGUUGACCAUAGUUGGUUAUGAUGAAUUAUGCGUUGCAUUUUAGCCAAUCAGAAAUGGCGAAAUCAUUUGAAUGAAUAAUGAUACUGUUACUUAAUUUUAACGGAGUUAUGACCAUUGGUGACAAAGUACCUUAAUAUUGAUGAUGAUUUGGAAAUUGAUUUGGAACACUUUUGUUUUUCCUUCCUUAAAUUUUCUUAAUUUUCAUAUACAGUGUACCUUGUACUUACAUGUAAGUAGGUUUACUUUUGUGUUUUAAAGUAAGUGUAAGUAAAUCUUUAAGUGAGUUUUCUAUCAUUCAAGAAAAAUGUUUUCAGUGCACAGUGUAAACAUUAAGAAAAUGUGUCAUACAGUUCCAUGAUGCUGUACAACAACAUAAAGAUCAGGUUAAAAUGGUUUUAUCGCAGUUUGAUUCUCAAUGUACUUUGUCUCCUUGUCAAAUGUUACAUUAUUGAUAAUCAUAAAUAAUUAAUUUUAGCUAAUCUAUUGAAUUAUCUUGCUGCAGGGAAAGUGGUGUCUCAAAAAAAAGAUGAGCUUAAUCACAUUUUAGACCAGUUUAACAUUCAGGUGAGCUGAGCUGGAGUAACAAGAUCACAAUUAUUAAUGCAACUGUUGUCAGACAAGAGUCCUGUACAGUCGACUCCUGAUAACUCGAAUCUCGCACUAACUCGAACCAAAAUCGAUUUCCCCUGGAUUUCCAUCAUACAUUCACUGUAAUUUUACCCUCGGUAACUCGAACCCUCGGUAACUAGAACUCCCGCUAACUUGAACAAAUUUUCGUUUCCCUUCAGCUCAUUUUCUAUAUGAUUUUACCCUCGAUAACUCGAACCAUGUUUUGAACCCUUAAAAAGUCGGGAAAACGCUGUCUACGGGCGUCCCAAACAUUGAAUUUUGGAUUUCCUAUUGACGUGUUGUAGGAGUAUGGUUUACUAGUGGAGGCUGAUUUUGAUUGUCACAGGCUAACGUGAAGCACCUUUUCUUCUCAAAACAGUAAAUGCAUGUUCUAUUUAGGCUAUGUAUUGUUACGUUACAUUCUGUUUUAUAAUCUAGAAGUAUCUUUUAAUUUUCACUUGACAUUUCUACAAUUAAAUGUGAUUAAAAUGUUCACUGUGCAGUAAAAACUGUUUUUUACCAUACUCUCGGCUGUUUUCUUCGAACUCUUGAUAACUCGAACUCCCGAUAACUCGAACCUUUUUUCGAUUUCCUGUGAAGGUUCGAGUUAUCGGGAGUCAACUGUAUAUCUUAUGCUGUAAAUGCUACAGUGAAACCUGUAUUAAGCGUACACCUUCUAUUAAGCAGACAUUAGCCAAAGUCCCUAAAUUUACAUCCCUUACUGUAAAUGUAACGCUUAUUAAGUGGACACUGCUUAUAAAGUAGAUGCUAAUACAUGUACAUGUACAUUGUAUCUAAAAAAGAUGAAAUGUUCAUAUCUAUUGGCACAAACUUGUAAGAAAUAGACACUUGUAUUUUUUAUCACAUUCUACCAUUUAGCAUGCCAGACAAGAGUAAUGCUCAAGAUUUCCCCCAACAAAUUUGUCAAUUUUACUAUCCAAAACAAGAGUUGUUAACGUGGCAUGGUUAUGAAAGCAGUUAGACUCCUUUGUUACGUUAGGAGUAGCUGGUAUAAGUGUAAUAAUUAUAAUCUAAACUUCCCAAGUCAGCAGCCCAAUAAAACCUCACUUGUUUUUUUAGGUUGACAAUCCUGUGUCGGUGUUAAAUCAAGAUACUAGCAGGAAUUUCCUUAAUUCAUCAGAUCCAAAGGAUAAGUAUAAGGUAUGUAGUGUACUAUUCAGUGCUGUGGUGGAAAUGUGUCAGCAGAAAGUGGUGUCCCAUACCCCACCACCUUUUCUUAGAUGUAUUACUGUGCACAGGGUUUCUACAGUCGUGAAAAGUCUUUGAAUUUUAGGGGAAGUCAUUGAAUUUUUUCCACUUUUCAUGCUUUUUGGUUGUUCAAGACAAAUUGUAAAUCAUAGCUCAAGGAAGUUAAAGGUGAUUUACCCAAGCGUUUUUUGUUUUGUGUAAGAAUUAACCAUCAAUGUAAGAAGAGCGAACUGAACAAUGUAGAGAAGUUGGUGGAGCAAACAGACCAAGCCUUAAAGUCCUGUUAGAAUGGACAGGGAAUGUGCAUUUUUUUACGAUCUGUGACAUGUACUUGUUACCUAAUUUCAAUAUUAAUUUUUGUGUUCUUUUCUUCUAGUUUUUCUUAAAAGCCACCCAGCUAGAGCAGAUGAGUACAGAUUAUCAGCUGAUCAUUGAGCAACAGGAUAUUAUCAAAAGUACUUUGGACAGAAAACAAGAGGUAUGUGCUGUAUAGGAUAUCUGCCUAUCAUUUUGUCAUAAGUGAAGAAAACAUGCAUGUAAAAAUCUACAGUAUAUUCAUUGGCCGUUCAAAGGUUUGCCCCGUGAAACUCAUGCCGCAGAGGUCUUUCUUAUAGAAAUGUGACUAAUUAAUAUGUAGAUGCAACACCAGUUUUCUUCUUUUAGGAAGUCUCCCUUGCCUUCCUUGAAUAACUAUUGACAGGGAGCAUUCGAUACAAAACAAUUUUUUUCUAACUAAGCUACAUGUACCUGCACACAAUAAGAGCUCAUUUCCAGAUGGGGCAUGAUAAAAAUGGCUCAGCAUCUUGCAAAAGUAAGAUGCGAAGCCUCAUAUUACAUGUAUGUCUGAUAAUUUCAAUUCUAAUGUCCUGUUUUCACCUGUGCCUCUGCAACAUUCUUGGUUAAUAAUAAUGUAAUCAAGUGAUCAUCAGCCACAAGAAGUUUCUGAUAAAGAUAUUCUGUAAAAAUUAAUAGUUAUGAUGAUUGCCAGAUCAUUGUCAUAUCGUGAAGGGCUACUAUACUUCAGACAGAUAUUUAGUUUAGGCUUAAAAUGUAUGCAGGUAACUUCUAACAUAACAGUGUUGAUGUUAUGCUGCUGUUUAUUUUGUUUCAACAGACACUUCCUCCUAUGCUGCGUCAGGUUCAACAGUUGGAGGAGAAGUACAAAGACAUAGCACAGUUGAAAACUAUGAAAGAGCAAGUAGAAGAACUGAAAAAAGAACGAGUAUGGGCAGAAGUCAUAGAUGCUGAGAAGGUAAAUCAGAGAAAAAAAAUCAGUUAUUCUUUGUGAAUAGAAACAGUUUUGUCAUGUCAAUUUGCUUGAUGGGCAACAAAAGUGUGUUUUCUUUUUAAGAAGAAACUAACUCCAUUUUUGGCUUUCUUAAAGAGCUUCAGGGUGUAAAAAACAAAAUAACCUUCUGUAAGCUGAGUUUCCUAUUUUUGUUUCAUCUUGACAGCAUAAUCUGAAAAGUGCAGGGUGUCCCAAAAGUUCAUUCCUCCAAUUUCAUGCACCAUAACUUUUGAUCAAAACUUUAUUUUUACAUCAAAUUUCUAGAAGAUGUUUUUAUUUCUCUAUUGAGUACAUGUAUUCAGAAUUCCAGUAACCCUGGCAUGCCCUUUUUUUAUCACAUUCUGUAGCCGUUGUGGCAUAGAGCGGGAUAUGGCGUGUAGGCCCACAGAUGAUCUGUUUUGAGCUUUUUUAUCACUUUGUGCACAGGAGCCAGUUCAAGCCCCAAACAAUAUUUGUCUACUUUAGGCAGCUGAAAAAAAAAAAUGUUUUGGGCAUUCAUCCAAAAAAGAUAAUCAUCCUGGCCCCCUUCCACAGCAAGGCUUUUGUAGAUCUUUACAAAUUUGAGACGAUUUGACAGUCUAAGCAGAUUUUUUUUUUGCCAUCUCGGGAGCCUCUAAUUUUAAACAUUUGUUUUUUAUGACCCCUUUCGGGACUUGGCUUGCUAACUGUGUGAGAGCUUCAUCGUCGAGUCUCCUAUUUUCUAUCUAGCCUUCUUUAAAACUACUUUAGCUGCUUUAUUUAGGACUUUUGGUCUUCCCCUUCAUUUCUUGCCUUCAAAACCUUCAUUUCUCCAUGAUCAUUUUACCACCCAACAUUCGGAUUUUCCCAGUUUUUUUUGCAGUUAUUACAACAGAUAAGCCAGCAAAUCGAAGUAUACACGUUUAUCGUCUCACUGUAGCUGGAUGUUUUUAUGUUAAGGGGGUUUAUCUUUUGUGAUAUUCACCAAAAACAAGGAAGGAGUUCGAGCAAUUCAGGCUAUAAAAUGCAAAAAAAAAGUGGCUGGAAAAUAUACUCGUGCAUGUGCACGUUUGGCGCGGAAGUACACAAAUUGAAUAUUCGAGACAAAAGAUAGCACAACAAGUAUGAAAAUAGUGAAUUAGAUUGAAAGGCACAACUUUUGUUUAAAUGAUUUGCUUAUGAAGUCCAAUCGCACUGAAAUACCGACUUACUGUAUGAAGUAGAGGAACAAACUUUUGCGACAGCCUGUUUACUACAAGUUUUCAGUAAACCAUAAAGUUCCCAGUGAUGAGAUCAUCCUUGCGCACACAGGACUGGCAUUGCAUUGCAUUGUUAGUGUGCCGACAAUUAAGGGACCCACCAAACUGCAGUGUUUGUUUGGUGGGCUGAGGGAACAAUUACAACAUGCAUUUUCCUUACAUUAAAUGUGGGUAUUGUUGAUCAUCUCAUGCCACACUUUAUUUUCUUUCUUAUUGACUACUUUCUUGGUACACUUUAGAAACUAGGUCCUCUGGCAAGAGAAGAGGAAAAUCAUAAAACUAAACUGCCCAGAUAUGAUGAGAAAGUCCAAACUUGUGAGGUGAGGGAUGAGGCAUUUUUGCAUUUGUUUUUGCAAUAUGUUGUUUGCAUCACUCUUUCACCAGCAAACCUAAUUUCUUCAUGUGUCUCAGGGUGCAAAGAAAGUCAGUUUUACAGCCAGUCAUUCGCAGAGCUAUAACUAGCAUGUACUAACCCACAAGUCAUUUCAACUAGCCCUAAAACCCUUUUUGAUUAGCAGGAUUGUUUACAGCACUUGCCCGUCAGGCAAGUUAAGAACAAAAAUCACUAGCCCAAUUGCAAAAUCCACUAGCCCGGGCUAUUGGACACGAAAUUCUUUGCACUCUGAUGUGUCUAAUGAUGAGGGUCAGCAUUGCACACAAAGGACUGGUACUGAACUUCAAUGUCAGUGUGCCGACAACUAGGGGACCCACUGUAGCUGCAUUAUUGGUUCAGUGGUCUGAGGGAACAAAUUACACUUACGCAUGUUUUUAAUUAUUUACAUUGUAUAUACACUGUACUCUGUUGCUUGAAAAUUUCCUCAAGAGUAAUAUAAGUAAAGAAAAAGAGAAAAUUUUUUGUCACCUUCAUUUGCUAUGUGGUGCCCAAGGACUUUUGUUAGUCACCAGAUGAUGCCUUUAUCAAAUAGUUAAUUUCAGGCUCCUAUGUCUGCAAAAAUUUCCAAGUUGGGGGAGGGGCACUUUUUGGCCUCAAAACGUCUAGAAAUGGUUGAGUAGACAUUUUUGUUGUCAAAGAUCAACUUUUAUAUGCAGUUAAAUACAUGUAUAGUAAUGAUUUCAUGUUGCAUUUUCAGGAGGAGGUAAAAAAGUUAGAGGAAGAAUGGACAUCAGUAAAUGAGCAGCUGAAUGCCAUCACUGAAGAAGGUAGAAUACUUCAAGGAGAACAACAAGCCAUAUGCCAAGAACUGAGACAAAAGAAAACCACCCAUAGAGACAAACAGGUAAGUUUUAUUUUUAUGGGAUCAUCUGUUUGCUAGUGCAUAAGGAGUGAAAGGCAACAUGGGGAAAUGUUUUGUUCUAUAUUGGAGUACCAUGAAUAAUUUUUGGGGAGGGUUUUGACAGAAAGUAUGUUCUGCACUUGCCUCUCAUUGUUUCAACAUCAAACACUUGGUGGCUCAGAGGUAAACACUCAGGGAGACAUUGAGGUUCGAGGGAAACAAAAGGAAACUUAAGCACCAGAAAAAACGUGAAACUAUCACGAACUCCAACAAAAAAAAUGUCUUUCAAAGAUUAAUUUUGCGUGAAAGUUUUGUUUCUUUCUUAUGAAGAAAAUAUGAUUUCAGACGAAGAAUUUCUACUUUUGUAUGACGAAUACUCCUCGAAGAACCCAGAAUAUGAACCCCUGGUUUCAACCUGAGAACUCGCAUUUUGAAGUCUGUGACCAUGACUCAAGAACGUCUUGACAUGCACAGUGGCUGUCAUGCUGCAAAAAUACUUCCGGUUGGCAUUGUGGUACCAAGAACGUCUGGUGCUUAAGUUCCCUAAAGUUUGAGUUUCAAAAACUUCAAAUGUGUCUCCUUAUUUGGUUGCCUUCAAAAGUGCAAUAGGUGUGUGAUUAAGAAUAGGCAUGCAAAGCCAUGCCCUGGUUGUUAAUGCAGUUAUAAGCUUAUUUGCAGUUGUUGUGCUUUAAAUCUAUUUGAGUUUGCAGGUCACUCUGAACAUGUUGCUUGUGGCGAGGAAUAAGAUGAAAUUUUGAGAACAGAAAUUGAAAGUGAUAAACAUGUUAUAUAAUUAUGUAGCAACACAGGGAUAAUUUUCAAUCAGAGGGUAGCUUAUAGCAUUGUUUUCUUAAAGGCCAGGCAAAUUCUUAAAUAGUUGUGGUGCUAUUUGGGCUGAUGAGUGUUCUGCCUACAUUUAGCUGUCAAUCCACAGAUCAUAAUUAUGCUAAUUUAGUAUGGGAGAAAUAUUAUUUGUCUUAACCUUUGUGCUGUUCAUUUUUAUUUCAGUCAAGACUAAGAAAAUUAAUGCAAGAAAAGAAGACAGCAGAGAAUGACCAAAGUCAAUUGAAGGAGAGAAUCAUGGAGAUAAAACAAACGUAAGUGGUCCCAAUCACAGGUAGCCCAAGCUUGAACAAGCAUCGGCAUUGUUGCAUAGCAUUCACAAUAUAAGGAUUUGUAUGGGGAAAAAAAACCUAUCGUUUCUGUAACCUACGAAAUUGAAAGGAUUUCAAUAAAAAAACAGCUUACCGUACUUCAAAAUGUGUUACGUCUCUCCUGUGUGGUCCACAGGCCGAUUUAUGGCCGUUUUAUGGGAUUUUGUGUAAAUGGUUUUCUCUCUAUAAAUUGUAAAGGUUUACCAAGGUUGAGAAAACCGUUUACAUAAAAACCCAUAAAACGUCCCAUGGACGACAGAGGAGAGACGUAACACGGAUUUUAAGGGAGGUAAGCUGUUUUUUAUUGAAAUCCUUUCAUUUUCGUAGGUUACAGAAAUGAUAUGUUUUUUCCCAUCCAAAUCCUUAUAUUUUGAAUGUUACACAACAAUACCGAUGCUCACCGAUGCCCAUAUUUUUUCGAGCUAGGCCUACGUUGCAUUAUGGUUGCAAUUGUUCACGGGACUUGUAGUAAUUCCUGGAAAACUAUUUUGAUUGUUGUCAAUUAGUGAUAGCAUUUCUUCUUGUUUAAUACAGAGCUAUGCGUGACAUUGAGUCAGAAAGGCGGCAAAGAGAAGAAGUUCUUCAACAAAAGCGUGAUGAUCUGAAAGCACGUCAGAGUCAACUCUCAACCACAAACCACCACCGUGCCCAACUUGAACAGGCCAUAACAAGAGCAAAAGAAAAGACAUACCAGCUAAGGUACAGCUCACUCAUGAUAUGUUUGCUGUGGGAAGUUUUGAAGUUUUCCUACCAAAAGUGAGUUAUUUGCUUUAUAUACCUGCCAACUGUCACGCCUGCAGAUCGAAAACUUGGAUCUCACGCCUACUCAUGCCUGUGUUCCGAUUUGUCACGCCUGGUAGAAAAGUUUGAGCCAUUACAGCAUUAACUAACAUAUUUUGAAAAAUAUAUUAAUUAUUUAAACAAACCAGAACCAAAGAGAGAAAAGAAAAGUCUAUGUGGAUGAUCGAGUUUCUGAGGAUUCUCUUUUGUUAGACGGAACUCUUCGUAACAUCUUCGGAAGUCUUCGGACAUCUUCAGAUAUUGUCAGACCCCUACGAAAAAUCUUGGCACUCUUAAGAUAAAAAAGUUCACGCCUAUAAAUGUAAAAAGGUUGGCAGGUAUAUAUUCAUGGUAUAGUAGAUUCACAACAUGUUGGGCCUUUUCCAAUAACUGGCUUUUGCUCAAUGCCGCCUUUGUUGGCCUCCCUACUGCUACAUUAACAGUUUGUGAAGGACGAGGUGAUAAUAAAUUUAUGCAGGGCUUUCAGAAGACCUGACACUUGUCAACAGGUUAACAAAUAUUCUACCUUGAUUUGCUGACCUCUUACAUAGGAAUUUCUUGAUGCUAACUUCAAUCUAAUAUUGUCCCUCAAAAUCAGCUGGCUUUGACACCAGCCCUUAAUGUAAGAAGCUUUGUCACCAUCUUUUGAGUUUUUAUUGAACCAUACAAAAUUAAAUUGAAAGAACCUGAAAAUAUUAGUUUAGCAAAAUAGAAAAUAGAAACAGUAGUGAGGAUCCCAUGUGUGUCUCCUUGAUGAAGGUGUAAUACAUGUAAACGGUCAUUUGGCAAUCUACUAUGAAGCAAUUCUGUAACUCAGCUGGAAGAGCAAGAGGUUACAUUCAUUCUGAACUUGUAUACAGUCCUCCAAAUUUAGAAGAACUUGCCUUCAUUUGACUAAUUUAACAAGUUGAAGUAAUUGUGGUACAAUUUGAAAGAUGGCAAAUUCACUUCAUGUGGUAUUUUUAGAAUGUUGUUGUUGUCAAUGCUUAAGCUUAUCCUUGUGUUGUUGGGAAGUCAUGAUCUGUGACCAAAACAUAAUCAUUACUUUGGCAAAAAUUGUCUUACUUGGAUCCUUCCCUUGUUAUUUCUACUCUGUACUUGUAGGACAGACUUGACUGAUGCUACAAACAGAGUGGGUGCACUCCAGCGACAGCUAAGAGAUCUGCAAGGAAGCCGUCAAAACAGGCUUACCUUGUUUGGCUCCUGGCAGCCUGAUCUUCAUCAAAGAAUUGAGCAAGCAGCAAGGAGAGGGCGCUUUCAUCAUGCUCCUGUGGGACCCAUUGGUAUGGAAUCACUUUCAUGUUCUGCUUACAACUUUGUAGAGGGGAAUAACCUACUUCUUGUAAAUACUAAUCUUUGCCAGAAGUCACUAACGCAAAAACGCUGCCUGCAUUUUGGAUCAAUAUGAGCAUUACUCUACUUUGCUUGCUAGAAUAUUCAUUUAAGGCAUGACCUGCCCAGAUUUCCACUAGCUACCUGCUGGUUAGUCCAAAUUGUGUAUAUCUAAUAGACAAAUGUAUCUUUUUGUUGACCGUGAUUAUUGGACUUUAUUUAUUACAGUAUUGAGUAGGCCAUUUUCACUAAAAGGUCAUGUGACAUCGUUUUUACGAAAAUGAAAGUUAUAUGAUUUUGCCUUCGAAAAACGAUUAGUGGGUCAUACCCUAAACAAAGUAAAAGUGAUUUGGUUUUUCAAACCUGCACCAUUUUCUUAAAACAAAUAAGUUCAUAGGUGGUCACGUGACCAAAAUGUGAUUUUGAAAAUUACGAAUCACCUCUUUCUCAACACUAAUUUGUCACUAAACUUCAAGGAGAAUGUUGAAAAAAAAUGAUGUGGUAACGUUUGUAGCACAUCUGAGUGUAACUAUCAAAAGUUUAACAAGACGUAAGCAAAAAGUAGUUUUGGCCGCCAUGUUGGAGGGCAAUGGUAUGCCCUCCAACAUGGCGGCCAAUGCAAAUCAUACUACUUUGUUGAAAAAUCAAAGUGCCACAAAAUAUCUCCCUUAAAUGCUUUUCCUCUCAAUUUUCGGGUAUAUUUUUUUAUGUGCUCUGUCAAUUUUUGGCAUCAGCAGGAUUCCAACUCAUUGUUUGGUCACAUGACCUCUAAGUGCAAGUGGCCUAUAUCAUAUAGGGCGUUUUUUCUUUGCAAUUUUAUUUGAAUUUGUGACCUUUCAAAUCUUGGGUAUGCUUAUUCACGGAAGUAGCACAUUCUUUCUGUUGGAAAUUGCAGUUACAAUCAUGUUCCCUGGGCUUUUGUACCUUAUGUUAUGCUAUUGUUUUCCCACUGAAAGGCUCUGCCUUGAUGCUCCAUUUGUCCCUCUGAAGUGCUUGUCCCCCCCUUCCAAAAAAAAAAAAAAAAAAAAAAAAAAAAAAGUCACUAAAAUGCUUGGAUAAUGCUCAUCAUCCAAAUUGUUAUUUUUUACCAGUUUUAAACUUUUCAACCAUGUUUUAACGCUAACAAAAACUUACAUGUUUAACUGUUAUAACAAAAAUGUAUACAAGUUAAUAGGCCAUACAGCAAAAAGUUCUUGUCUAGGUGGUUGUAUUGGGGUGACUUUUAUUUCCUGUUUUUCGUUUUUUUUUUAAUUUCCAGUUUCAAGAUACUCAAAUAAUGCUUGAUGCUUUUAUUAUUAUUAUUUAUUAUUAUUAUUUUUUUACCUCAUCAAACUGCAAAAAAAUAAAAUUUCUAGCAUAAUGUACAAAGGGCUAAUGUUCUCAUGACAUUAUAGCUUUGUAACGCAUGUUUGAUGUUUGGUACUUGUUAUAAUUUUUUUUGUAUCAUCAUCACUGUCUUCAUUAACAUUAGGCAUGUCUAUUGGUUUUAUGUCUUUGUUUUGUUUGGUAUUUUAGGGGUUCAUAUAUCUCUCAAAGAUCAAAGAUGGGCUAUACCUGUGGAGUCAUGUCUCAAGAAGCUUGGCUGGGCUUACUGCUGUCAUGACAAUCAUGACCAGCAAGUACUGAAGCAGCUGUUCUUCCAAGUGUGCCCGAAAGAUAAUGUACCUCCCAUUGUUGUCAGCAGAUUUCUGGUUUGUCUACUGAGAUUACAUCACAUCCUAAAACCUAGUACUUAUUGUUAAACCUGCAGUGCAAACCCUUUGUCUCAGAGAGUGAGCAACAUUCAAAGUUCAAACAUGAAAAAUUCAUCUUGAGAAAUCUCACCUGUACAGAUGUAUUUGGACUUAAUGACCAGACUGUCAUUUUGUAGCUUAAGUUUUGCAUAACAACAAUUGGCAAAAGCCAAAGUUUAAGUCAACUUUAUGUGUGUGCCGCAACUUUUCUGGUUUUUCUGACUAAAGGGGUGUUUACAUGAGAAAACUCGCACCUGCACGAGUUUCAUACCGAAAUGACUUUUGGAUUUCGUAUCGUGUUUACAUAGUGACUGGGUCUUGUCAUAUCUCGUUAUUUGAGGGUACACUUCAUGUUGAUAAAAAUUAAUACACAUUUGAUUCAAAAUCACAAACAUUACUCAUGCACUACCAGUUCCAGUCUACCGGCAGACCGAUUUCUCCCUGAAACCAGUGGUAGUUUUCCGUGAUACCGAUUUUGUAAUUUGAGCCCUGGAAUAAUGAACUUUUUAUUUUUUCUGCAGAAUGACGUUCAUGAUGUCUCUGCCAAUGUAAGCACCACUUUCUUUAUCAUAACAACUUUGUGUUAAUCUUUUGUAGAAAAUCAACUCAUUUGCGGGUAAGAAUUAAAGAGUGUAUUUUCCCCUAUAUUUUGUUUGCAGAAGCCGAGGUGUGAGUUUCCAACUGUGCUUGACAUGCUGUUAAUUGACAGUCCUGUUGUAUCUAACUGCCUUAUUGAUCAGGUAUGCUAGUGUUUUUGUUAAGGUUCUCAUUAAUUUUCAAAACUUUUUUUUCCAAGGUUGAUACUGUUCUUUAAAAACUCAGAAACAUUGUAAUUUGCCACUUUCCAUGACCCUGCAAUACUCCUUGAAAAUUUCCCUUCUACUCCUGAAAAGCUCUGUGUUGGUUGAGGAGGGUUUUCAGGAAAAAUUAAAAUAGCCAGCAGGUUUUAAUAGAGUCACCAACUGUCAGUAUCAACAAGGAUUCAUUAGUUCCCUUUUUCAAGGUGGGUCUCGGGGUAUGCUCCCCCAGAAAAGUUUGAAGUUUCAAAGAAGUAAAAGCGAUUUCCAAAGUUCUGAGGGACGAAGGGGAGUACAAAAGAGCCUGUUUUUUGUUAAGGAAAAUGAAGGUUUCGUUUAAGUUUUGAUUUAGGGACAGGCCAUUAGAAAAGUUAUGGGGGGGUGGGCGAAGUACAAAAAAAAUUCAUGCAAGGAAAAAUUAAGUGAAAAGAAUUCAUGCGUGCAGAGUAGACCAGGAAAAAAAAUCCUGCAUUGGCCCUCCACACAUUUUGCACCAAUCUCAGGAAGGCAGGCAGGAAAGAAUACUGUGUGAAAAACAUCAGCUCUUUGAAUAAACUUCCCGUUGAAUUUUGGUAUUAGAGAGUUUUAGAUCCGAGUUUACCGCGAACCUCUAACCGCUGGAGGUCUCGUGACAAGUCUUUCGCGUCACGUUUGAGGUUUACAACGUGCGUUUUCAACGUGGGGAGCUGAGUUUUCACGUAUGUCAUUUACCUGAAAGCUUUUAGCGUAUAAUUAUUGUUUCAUCCCACGUAAUGAUACAAAAAUCUUGUGGAGCAAGUCUUUAUACAUUAACAGAGGCACAAAUUCGGGCGAAAUGCUAAAUUUGAUAAAUCCUAUUGGAUCUUGAAAACAAGUGCCAUUCAUGGCUGCUGAUUCAAAAUGGCGGCCGUAAAAUUGCAAGAAGAACUAAUGUAAGAAUUUACAGCUCUUUGCUGCUAGAUAACCCAGUGUUGCCGUAAAUUUCUUUUAUUUUCACUGAUUAAUUUUUCUUCUAUUUCUAAAUGGCAUAAUAAACCAGAAUCCACUUGUUUAAUCCACCGCCAAUCUAAAUCGAAUUAUGUUUGAACGUCGAACCGCAAACGGGUAACCGCAAACCGCGGUUAGAGGUUCGCGGUAAACUCGGAUCCAAAACUCUCUAUUGUAAAUAAUCAUACCUGAUGCAAAAAAAUAUAUCUGAGGCUUGUAAGCUUAUACAACAUAGAGGAGCUGUAACCAUCAAUGGCACCUGCAAUUACUAUGAUGGACUAUGGGAGAGGCACAAUAAAGGCCAGGGACUUAAAAAAAAUGUGCAGCAAAUGUCCUAUCUACUCCUACUGGCUUUCUCCUAUCUCACUGUGUUUAUAUUGCAUCAGAUCUUUUAUAGUGGUUGGACAUAAAUUAUUUUAGGUAUCCUUUAAGAACGCCACAACAGACUUUAUAAUUAUUAUUGUCAAUACACUCUUUUUAUUAUAUCAUAAGAAUGCCUUCUUUUGUGGCCUGUGAUGAACUAACACUGGCAACUUUCAUGUUUGAGCCUGAAACAUUCCUGCCGCGACUGGUUGUUCGUAAUGCUGUUUACAUGUAAAAUUUCAGCAAAGCAACAUGAAAUUGCGCAGUACCAAUGUACGUACAAUACAGGAUACCUUGUGUAUAAAAGGCCAUUGUGAACUGUACCUUAGAUAUGUAUCAAUUUACUUUCGCAUUCGUUCCCAGGUAGCCUAUGUUUAAAUUAUGCCCUUGGCUAAGUGAACAACUGAACGAUUUAAUAUUGUUUUAGUUUAGUGUUACUUCAAGGAAAAAUCUUCGCGCACUGCAUCUUGACCAAAAAAAAUAUUCAUUCAAGGGAAACAUUAAAGAAAAGAAAUUCACGCUGCUCGAAAAUGCCCCGCUCCUCCCCCCAUAACUUUUCUAAAGGUCCGUCCCUUAUCAGCAAUACAAUCAACUCAAGCAGUUAACAGAUGGUAAUUGAAUUACAUACAUUUACACAUGGACACAUCCGGCAUGAAUCCUAUAAAGAAACGUGUUCACAUAACUAAAGCAGAACAUAAAACAAGUACGCCUCUAUGAAAACACAUCGUAAUGUUUCCUUAAGAUCUUAUGAUAUAUUUUUUCUUUACAAAAUUAUAAAAUAAACUUGCUUCUUCUUUCAAAACUUAAAGUAGCUACUUUUGUGAGCAAGGUAGCUGACACAUUUCAUCAGUCGUUGGUGCUUAUGGAAACCCCUGGAUGAAUGUGGCAUAGGCUGGAGUCGAGGAGUAGGGGCUGCUAAGUGUUUUUAGUGGGAAGUUAGUUAUAGAGCUGCAGAUAAUUUUUUCUUUUUUUAUUAAAUGACAUGUGUUGGACAAAACUAAAAUGUGUUUGGACUCAAUCAAGGAUGCAUCAUUCGGUUAAAUGACAUUUUUGCAAAGUAGACUCGGGAUUUGCAGCUAGUUUGAUUUCUGCCUUGUGUUCACUUCAACAAAGUCUCUCUGGUAAUUUUCGGUCUUUGGUAUUAACUUUCUCUGGACAUCAUGUCUGACCUCAGUUAAAAUUUGGUCGUCUUGGGCCUAUUUGAAUUGCUCAUUAUCCAAUGAUCGACUAUUACUGCAGCUCCGUAAUUUACACAGUUUUCAUGUUUGUUUCCUGUGACAGUUCUGCAAUUUCUUUCUCUUUUCGUUGUGUGAACUGUUAUUGUCCCCAGGCAGUGAUUUUGUAAGGUUUGGAAGUAGAAGCAGCCGCUUUGAAAGUUAAGAGUGGCAGACAUGUAUUUCUGGUUUUGAGUUUUGGAAUUUUGCCAGCACACAAUGAAAAUAGGCUCGGCAAGGCGAAAAGUUAUUGAAAGAUAAGAUGACCGACAGCUUAUUUUGAUUCACCAAGAGGGUUCAUAAUUUAAUUUGCUGGUUGGAUCCAACAAAUGGAUCAAUUAAUUGCUCCAUAUGUUUUCCCAGGCUGGUAUUGAGUCAGUAUUGCUUAUAGAAGAUCCUAAAGUAGCCCGUGAAGUUAUGUUUCAUAAACCUCCAGCAAAAGCAAGGAUGGUGAGUCUUGGCUUUAAUUUGUACAAUUAGAGAGCAGAGAAUUUUAUUGCCUUUAAAGUUUUCAGGACUUCCCGUUUUGUUCACGUCUUAAAAGUGAGGAGCUUAACCAACGAUGAUGAUGUCAGAGAACGGCAAUAAAUCGAUAGGUUUAGAUUAGCAAAACAACAACUUUGCACGCGCUUCUCGCUUUUCUAUACAUUUCUGUAGCGUCCUUGCGCGACCACGACGCCCAAUUUCACUCUUUCUGGAGGACAUAAACACAAGACAACGAUUUUCUAAUUCUUUUUUAAACUUGGGUACAGUCAUUUAGAAUUCAACUCCAGAAGAAAAGUUCACCAACGUUCGACAAAAUGAAUGUCAUCGAAUAAGAGCGAUGAAUUUUGCAGCAUGAAGGCACUUUUUAAGAGACGUUUUCGCCACCGUCGUCUUCGUUGCUUAAGUUCUUUAUUAGGGACUUCAAGAUAGGUCACUACGGUCGCUUGUGACGGUUGGAUAGAUGUCACGUCAAGCAAAACACGCGUGACCUUUUACCGUCGUCCUUCUGGGACGGUAUGUUUUCGCCGGGUUUCUCGUCGUGAAGACAACGGUGAAACCGAUAAGAGUUCAUGCAUACGUAUUGUCGCUUUUCUUCUAAAACUGAGUAGCCAAUGGGUUAAAUAUGUGUUGGCUUGUGUUUACAUUGAUUUAGCUAUCGGUGAAAUGAAAAAAAAAAGCGAAAAUGUCAGAGUUCAGGCUUAGCUCGCGGCCACGUGGCGACUGCUUGUUUUUUUCCUAGAGGCGUCCGCCAUGGCAGAGGAAAAUUGCUGAAAAGAAAGGUAAAGCCCAGUUCAAACGUCGAUCUUUUCAUGUACCGAACUUAAUACCUAUUUAGGUCGACCCAAAUGAUAUAAGUUCGAGGUUGAUUCCGACGUCGAACUGAUUGGUCGAACUCGAUUCAUUUUCACGAUGUUCAGUGGUCUGGAAGGCUUCACAUGUAAACAAGUGAAAAUAAAUUUUAGUAAUUUGUCCAUUAGUUUCGGCACAUGAGAAAUUCAACGUUUGAACUGGCCCUAACGGUGAUGAUUGUAGCCGUCUUUUUUUAACUUAAAACUGUAUUUUUAUCAAGAAAAGAUUUCUUUAACUGAAAAAGUGUUGGCUUAGGAAAGGAAAGUUCAAAUAAAAACAUCGACUAGUUUUGAAAACUAGAUAGCUUUAAUUUGUACCGUAUUCUUUUGACUGGUAUUCUUCGUAUAAAAUAAGAAACUCUUCUUCAGUAAUUGAGCCCUCUACGAAAGAAAUUACAAGCGAGUUUCGCACAUGACUUCACCGUCCUCUGUUUUGUUGUCCGAUCUUAAAUUGAAAAUUUUCGCGCCUUCUUACCGUCAUGGCCCCAGGCCGCCCAUAUAGGCAUCCAACCGUCCCAGCCUACCGUAGUGGCCUAUCUUAAAGUCCCUAUUAACUCCAGUACAUAGUGGCCAGUCAGGCCAUUAUCCUUGAAUUCUUAGUGGCCUAAGGCUUCCUGUUUAACAUUAAAAAACUGCCGUCGAAGGACACCAGGAUUUAGCCCACAUACUAAACUGUUAGAACUACAGACUAAGUAAAUAGUACCCUGUGAAAGUAUUGCUGAAGAGGUUUCAUUGGAACGGUAACACCAUAGGAUUUUAUCCACCGAUUUAAAAGAUAGAUUGACAAAUUGUCCUGUCAUAACUUGCCUAGAAAUGAAAGGAUUACUAACUCAUUGUAACAACACAAACAUUAGUCAACAACAGCUUUUUUGAUACCCAUCAGUGGCAUUUAUUCCUCUCAGCAUCCUCUGUCAUAGCUCUGCAUGGAAAACAACAAGUAUUAAGGUUAAACGUUUCUGUUGUUGCUUUAGGCUUAUGCAGGGAAUGGAGACCAGCUCUUUGGAGGAAAGACAGCCAGAUCGUAUGCCUCUUUGGCAAGGCAGGCCAGAUACUUACAGAAAGACAUUGAGCAAGAUAUCAGGUACAAUGGGAGCUGACUAUUCGUUAAACUAUUUUCUGAAAAAUACUGUCUGGUCACAGUCACAGUAAAUAUUAUAGUAGUGGUAAAUUUUUAGGGGAAUAGUUUUUUGAAAUGUGUAUGCCCCAUUUCUACAAAUCUUUUGAUGGACAUUCGCGUACUCGUAGAAGAAGAAGAAGAGACCGAGUAGAUAGGAAUGUGCAGUUUGUAGAAUCCAUUUGGAACACCGUGAUUUCGUUCAUUGUCUUUGUCGGUUUUUCAGGCGCCUUGAGGAAGAGAUUGAACAGAAAAGACAGCAACAGCAGCAGUGUCAGGUUGAACUAAAUGACAUUGACAGAACAAUCAGAGAUAACUCGGUAGGUUGUUGGUUGCCUCACCCUUUCUUCCUAAGUAAGUCACUGUCAAGUUACGGCAAAUUGGGUGUUGUCCGAGUUUUUAUGGUUUGUUUUGUUUUAAUUAUUGCCACACUUUAGAAAGAGCUUCACAAGUCAAAAUCAAAAGCAUUUCGAGAACAGGAGGCUGUGAAUAAAUGUCUUGGUGUAAGUAUAAAAAUCUGUUUUCUAUCACUGUGUAUUUGUGUCAUAUAUAUAUGUUAUCCGUACCGAAUAAUUUGGUCAGGUGUUUUGAGUGGAUGAAACUGUUCAUCAUGUCACACAGAAAAAUUCCAAGUCCAUCGCUGAGUUGAACUCAUUAGGACAUUUUCCCGUUUUCUGCACACUAUUUGGCCUGUUUGUCUUAAUUAAGCUCAUUUGGGUAUGGUUUGAAAAUUCUCCUUCCCUUGCGCAAGUUAGAGAUCAAAGUUGUCAAAUUGACUGUGAAAACUGUUGACAUAACAAGUGGUGUUAGGGACGUGGGUUCCACAGAGGCAGUUGAGGUUGUAAUGUGUAAGGCCAAUGAUUGAGACUCGUUCAUUUAUACUAUCACAUUUCUGAGGGGACAGAAAUUCCAUUGCAGGAAAUAACGGAGCUCGAGAAUUUUGAAGAAGAAGACCUUCCAGACGUCACAACAUUGGUAGGUUCAAACAUAAAGGUAAACUUCAAGUCGUAGGUUUCAAAAUGGAAAAAAAGGCUGUUUCAAUGUCUUUCAAUAAAGAAAAGGAAACGCUAAUGAGCCAAUUGAUUGUGCUUGGUUUUCUUUCUUUCUUUCUUUUUUUAAACUUGACACCGUUUAAUUGCUUUGAGUGCCUACGCAAAACUCAACAGAAACUCAUAUUGUUUAUUUUAUUUAUUUACUUACUUAAGUAGAAAAAAUGACACAUACUAAACCAACUGCUGGCAAAAUUUAGGCACAUUUAAGCCUGGUUCUCGCAUGCCGCCGAUGCACCUGCGACAUGACCGCCAUUACUGCCUGGGAUACUGUUCCGAUAUGAGAACAGAAGUGGCCGGCAACAUUGGUCACCUGCGAAGUUGACUCGAGUUCAACUUCGUUGGUUUGCCGGUGGUAAAGCUCUGUGGUGGCUCUAGCUGGCGCCGCAUGUUCUCAUUCUUCCGAGAAGUAGCCCAGGCGGUACCGGCGGCUACGUCCCAGAUACAUCGGCGGCAUACGAGAACCAGGCUUAAGCAAAGACAACGCGACAUCAAUGAUGAAGGCGCGCACUGAUCUAAAAACCUAAUUGACCGAUAAUUCAUCAAUUUACUUCAAUUAAUGUGGUAAAUUGAUCACCCGAAGUCGCGUUCAGCCCUUUGUGCACGCAGUUUUGCCUACUCGCCUAAGCUGCGUUUUAUGGGAAUAGUCACCUCAUCGUUCUCUGCACUGAUUCAAACGUUUGCCAAGUACUUAGCAUGUUUCUUUCAGGAGGAAGAAGUUGAACACUACACCCAGCAGCUGGAAGAUCUAGAACAACAGGUACAGAUUUUGGAAGCCUUGAAAGUCCUGAAAUUUUGACUUGUGAUAGAAUUGCUGAGAGUUGUUUUGUUUAUAAAUGUCUGCAGAGUGUCGUAUUCGAGGAGGAGUUAGAGAAAGCACAGAAUGAAUUAAGCAAGCAGCAACUCAAGGAUCAGCAACUUAAGGAGAAGAUCCAGAGUCUGUUGGAAAAGGCAGAUCCCUUUAGGGUAUGUAAAAAACUAACGGUAGCAAUGAAGAUAUACAUGUAGAAUUAACACAACCGUCAAAUCUCUCUAAGAUGGUCACCUUCGAGACCGGACCUGACUCUUCGUCUUAGAGAGGUGUCUUGGCUUAUAGGGAUUCGAGGCAGCGCGACAAUAGUAAUUUUAAAGCUGAAAAUAUUUGCAAUGAAUACACGUCUUUUUAACUUGUACAAGGCAGCUAAAACUGGAACAUUGUAACAGAAAGUGGAAUUAUUUUCUCAUUGUGCAAUGGAGUAAGAAUACGAAAUAUCAAACAUUUCGCAAUGUACUGUCAUGCAAAGCACCUACAUUUCCGUUUUGAGGAAUUUUUCACUACAUAACGCACUUCCUAAUUGUCGUUUGAUGGUUGCAAAAGUGUCCCUUGUCCAUCUUAGAGAGGUGUCCCGUUAAGAGAGAGUUACUAAGUUUCUGCAAACCCAGCUCUAACCACUUAGCAACGCAGCCUCCUCUGUGUAUAACAUGUUUGCUGUUCCAUUAUUGUUCACAACGGACACUAUUGCUCUGCUUAAUGUGUUACUACCUUUAUCCGCCCACGCUUGUGAUUGUUUUUAUAAAAGAAAACUCUUCUUUGGGAUUUGCUUUCUUUUCAUUUUCGUUUUCAUUUUGUUUUGAAAAGGUGUGGGGGGCAGGUAGGAGUCGGUGGUGGAAACGUUUGCGUAGGUAUUUGUUUGUGCAAACAACUACAUGUCAUGCAAUUGCUAAUCGUAUACAGUCUUCAGAAUUCGAUGGAAAUAUUUAACGUAUUACUUAAAAUACACUGUAUAAAAGUAUGGAACCUUUUAGAGAACCAAAAGAUAUGAGAGACCAUAAGAUUGAGGUUUUUGGCAUUUCCCGCGAACCGCGAACGUCAAGAAGUCACGUGAUCAGGGCCUUGCCGUCAGGUUUGCGGUUUUACGUUCACGUUUGUACGGCUAGACCACGCUCCAGAGGUACGUCAUUUGCCGCAAGGUGUUUGGCUCCCGAAAACAUCACAUUCCAGACAUUCCCACGUUUGAGAAGAAAUAGGACUUUAUAGAACUCUUUUUCUUAUUUAUUAUCAACUUUUGUUUAAAAUAAAGUAAUUUUGAAGACAAUUUCUCAGCUAAAAUAGAAGUUAGUGGAUGAAUGAAAACAAACAUGGCAUCCCCGAGCUACCACCUGCGAACCUAAGUCCCAAAUGUGGGCAGACGGGUAAAGUGAAACCGUUAACCGCAACCGCAGUUUGUCGUUUGCAGUAAAAUGACCAAACUUCGAUCUUAAGGUCUCUUUGUAUUAUUAGUAGCGGAGCUCCCGCGCGCGCGCAGCGCAGCACCAUGGGUAAGAAAAUUUGGUAAACUAUCCAUCCGAGAAAAUUUGGUUAUGACGUAGAGUACGCCGCCCGCCCGCCCACCCGUACACACGCUUCAUGUAAGCGAUGUCAAAUGUCACAAUAGAUCUUGCACAACUUGACUAGCCUCUUAGUUAUGUAAGCCAUCCGUAUGAGUACGAUUAGAUUGACGGCUGUCAAAAUCAGACAUCCGCUGACAAUUAUCACUUGACCGUCUCGCGGGCUCAGAGAAAAGACCAGUCGUUUUGCACCCAUAUAUAAGCUGAUAUAAUAUGUCACACUUACCAAUUCAACAUGAAAACGAAACUACGCCGGGCAAGGCUGUCAGUUGGCUGACAGUCGUUUAAAGUUACAUUGGCAAGCCAAAUUAAGGUCAACUGACAGCUGUCAAAAUGGGACAUGUGCAGACCACUAUCAAAAAACUAAUAACGUCGGCUCAGGUUCGCUCAGGUACACGAUCUAGCAUUUUCCACCACAUGCCGGACGGAUAUGUCCUACUCACACUCGUAGUCUGCUAAUUCGAAUAUUCGCCAUUCUAAUGAAGGUUAAUUGACAGCUGUCAAACUAGAGUAUACGCUGACCAUCAUCACUUGAGUGUGUCGCGGGCUCAUUUUUCUAUCCAUUGAGGUCACGUAGUGUUAAAAGUUUCGCGCUGAUAUUUUAUUUGAUCACGGGCUCAAUUCGAAGCCCCAUAGCUUUAUAGAAAAUCUAUCCAUCCUAGAAAAUUCGGCAAUCACGUGACCGUACACCGACCACCCGACCUUCCGUUCGUCCGCACCACAGGCAUACCAAUGUUUAAUCUCACACUUUCUAGCUAGUUUGGGAGCCUGCAACCUGUACAUCCAUGUUUUGAUUAAUUGACAGCUGUCAAAAUAGUGUUUCUGAUGACCAGUAUCGCCUGACCGUAUCGUGGGUUCAGGUAUCAACCCUCUGUGUUCGAGUAAUUUUUUGAAGGUAUCCGCUGACAAGUUGCUACUUUUCAAAUGAUCGCAGGCUCAAGUUCAAUUUUUUUAAAAUGCAUAUGAAGUAACUCGUGUUUCAUGAGCCGCACUUUUAAAAUGUUGAUUUCGAACUGACCUCGGACACGAAAAUUCAACCGGCUUUUACAUUUACAUGCAGGGAAGGCAAUCGCUUUUGACUUUUCUCACUGCCACGCGUUGGUCCCGCUCUACGUCCAAUUUUUAUGUUCUGAUUGGUCAAAAUUUGACAGGUGAGUUUAUGCGGAAAAUUUAUGCACCGUCUGGAGACUUGCUUACUGAUAGCUGGAGCUGACAGGGUUUUGUGUCAUCUUGUGAUGUUUUAAACUGUCUUUUUCUACUUGGUGUACAAAAUGAAAUACAGCUGCUAUCAAGAUUGUUCUGUAAUUCGUGGCUGGUUUGUUUAUUGCGCUUUUUGUUGACAAAUGCACCGUUUGUCAAAGUCAUUGGAAAUCCGAUUUCGGAUGGCAUCGUUUUCAAAAAUGAGCUUACUCACUUGCCCUUGCUUGAGGCGUAAGAGGGUUGAAAAGUCUCAAGCGAUUCUGGAACACUUGAUGACCUUCAGAAGCAGCAUCUCGACUGGUAAGCCUGAGCAAUUAUUAUCUUUGAUGUGUUUUUUUUCGGUUUUCUGAAGUCGAGCGUAUGGUUUAGGCGGCUUAAGUUUAUAAACGAGCAAUGAUCUAACCUACAAUAGUAUCAGGUUUAAAAAGCCUUCAGACAUUUUUUGACCCGCAAAUUCAAAGAAAAGGUUCCGAAGAUUAUUUAGUUAUGAGUUUGGCUGUAAGCAGAAAGCUCUGAACGAUUUUCUUGCCUCGAGUUCAUCUUGAAAGAGAGCGAACACCGGGAAGCAGGCUUAAAACAUAAAUAAGCUUAUGCUUACCUGACUCAUGAUUUUCUGAGACACUUUACUCUCAAUACUUCUCUUUGUGAAUGAAAAUUAUUGUCUCUGUACAUGUUUCACCGAAUUAAAUUUAUUUUAUUGAUUGUUAGUAGUCCCUCUCGCAAUUUUCAUCGCUGCACCGGUUGUUUACAGUCGAACAUAAACAUCGCAUGCAGGAAUACUCAAAACGCCGCGCGUAAAUAUCACUCGCUUUUAAAGAUUACACAUAACAAAAUCAUACACAGUUUAAUGAAUAAAGGGAAAUAAAACCUAAACAUAACAAUUUCUCUAUCAUGUUGAAGCGUAAAUGGUAACUCUGUUAAUCGCACUGCAAAUUUGUUGCCUGUCAAAAGUGAGAACCCGUCCGGCUGGCCGAAAAGUGAUUUUGGGAAUUUUUUUUUUUAUCGUUUUCAUUAAAAGCCCAUAAUUAUUACCCUGCAUAUCACACAGGACCAGAUUUUUCUAACAGAAAAGUCCCGGCUUUAUAGAAUUCUCUUCAUGAAAACGUUUUAUAAUUCAAUGCUAUAAUUUGUUGUGCAAAGGAAGCGCGUGCUUUGAUCGUCGUGGAUAUUGAAUGAGUGCAACUUCUCUUGCAAAAUUGUGAAAAACUGCAGAAUUAUAGGUUUAAAUAGGGCAAAAAAGAACAAAUUCUGCCCAAGGUCUGUAUGAUAAAAAAAAGGGCAUUAUAGUACUGUUUGCCUGAGACGUGAUGAGAAAAAGUAUGUUUAAAAGGCUGGUUUACACGCCACCACUGAGAUUCGUCGCCAAGAUUUACUAGUAAACUAAACUUUUCGAACACAAAAAAUCCAGCCUGAUUUUUUAUUUUGGCCUCUCUUUUAGACCGAGGAAUGCAACGUGUAAAUUGGCUGCCACCAAGGACUAUCGUGGCGCAUGUGUUUCUUAAAAUUAAAUUUCGGGGUUGUCCAAUUAUCCAUAGUCUCUCUAACGGAGCAGUGUUGGAGAGACUGGUGAAUGCCACAUUAUGAUGCAACAGCUAAUGCAAAUACAAUACACGAAUAGGUCUAUUAAUUUUGUUUUCCAAGCCUAAUCUACUGUGAUCGAACAUGAUUGCUAUUUUUCGGUGUACAAAUAAGACUAUUUAAUAACUCGAUGUAAAAUUUGUUUCACUCUUGGACGGUCAAAUUCUGAUUUUUCUCUAAAAUUACUCAGUCUUCAAAAGUCAAAUGAAUGUGCCCUGAUCUGUGGAUUACAAGUUUAUUGUUUGAUUUAAAUUGUGAAUUUAUUAACGGGAGCUUCGCUUUUAGCCCUGGCUAAAUCUAUAUAUUAUCUUUUCGUUGCCUCGUCCGUACAGUGGAGAAGGAAAAUGUCAAGUCUUACAAGUAAUAAGGGACGGUUUAACCGAGAGUAGUGACAUUUUAACUUUUCCACAUUACGGUUUUUCUCCCUUCUAUUUGCUGUUCUCUUGUUUAUAUCGCUUAAAUGCGUUGUAAUGCCACUCUUAAGGCAAGUUACAGAAUAACGUUUUUGACCACAGAGCCAGCAACAUGAAAUUGAGGUUCAGAUUGAAACACAAAAGGGCCACAGAAAGCACUAUGAGAACCGGCUGAGGGAGCUGCAGAAUUUGAUCAAGAAAGCUGAAAAAGAGCAUGAGAAUAUGAAGAGACUUGUUCAGGUGAGUUUUCUUCUGUUAAAACCAAUUUUUCAUUGUAUUUAGCAUGGUAUAAUGAUUGAAGACACUGAUUUUACCUUUCUUGCUGCCUAAGGGAGCACCAUUUGUGCGAGGUCAUCCAAGCCCUGUAAAAUUCUAGUCAUUGGCAGGGAAACAGUAGUGUCUCCGUCCUCACCUUCUUAACCUCCUCUCCUUAAUCCUGAGUAUUUUCCUAACGCCUAACCAUGGGAUCGAAUCAAACCUGCAACCUCUGCUCGAUUUACUUUUUGUAGGGAACUACUGUGUAGCGUAAAAGCCUUUGUGGAAAGUUGAGGGGAUGCCUGAAAAUAUACUCCUUUUUAACUGGUAGUACUCGGAUUGUUUCCUGAGUCGCCUAUGACAAUUAAUUAAGUCAUCUAAUGACUAGACCCUCAGGAAAACUGUUGUUUCCGAAAAAAAUAGGUUUCAUGGAAACAAAAUUGACCAGAAUUUUUUUUCAGUUUUGUUAUAUAGUCCACGACUUGUGAAAGUAAAUCCCAUCGAGAUCGCAGUAUAUUCUCCACUCAGAAGUAUUAAUACAGGAAACAGUUAUUGGGAUAUCUCUAUGGCUGGCUGCUAAUUUGAAAGCAGGCAGUGCUAAAUACGAGAACGUGAUUGGUGGUGCCUUUAUUUAACUUAGAUGUAAGGAAAUUGGACACGCUGAUAAUUUUUCCAUGGAAAACGAGUGAGACUUGUGUGACUUCUUCACUACAAACAUAAAUCAGUUUUGCUGUUACAGUAGCUUCCAAGAUAAGGUUAAGAGGUAUUUCCUUAUUCCUUUUGCAGGAAAAGACCGAGCAAGCCUGUCAAUUUUGUGAUCGAGUAAAUACCAGGAGAACUGUCAAAAACUUAGAAUCUGAAAUCAUCCAAAAAACAAGGCGAAUACAGACAGAAGAAAAAAAGUAAGUUCAUUGUUAGUUUAACCUUAUUAGCUCUUGUGAUUUUUUGAUGUGAUGGUCGUACAGGUCUUCUUGACUUUGCAUGAUCUGCUCGGCACUCGUUAAGUCUGUUUUGAAAUAGUAAGCACUUGAUCUUUUAACUCGUUAUAGUGACCAAACAAAAAAUUCACAAUGAAAGCAAAUUUUGUUUUGUUAAAACCUUAGAAAGAAUAUCACUAUUCAAAAGUUCUGUCAAAGAGGUUUAGGUUCAAUUGUAACACGCUAGGAAUUGAUCCAAAGCCCAAAGAAGUAGAGUCACAAAUAACCUGGCCCUCAAUUAGACAAAGAGAGAAAGGCGCUAAUGUGCCUUUAAUCCAGUGUAUAACUGAAAGAAAGCUGCGUGUCUCUAUCUAGCAAAGGGAAACAUGAAGAUAUCACAAGAGAAUACUUCGAAGCUAAGACGCGGUAUGAUAGCAUUAUGGAUUCAUUGAAGAACUUAAAACGAUAUAGCAAGGUAAGUAUUUCUCUUGCCUUAAUGUUGAAUAACCCUUCUUUGGCAAGGAUUAUUUCUUCCUACGUUUUCUCAUUUUAAAGACCAAACUAAUGUACACCAGGUCAGAUGGUAAAUAACGUACACUUGUUGUGAAUUGCAGCGUUUAAAGGCAGUAAUGGAAGAAAGGGCGAAAGCGUUUAUCAAUUACCGUCACUACAUUGCUAUACGUGCCAAGUACUUUUUCCAAAUGAUGCUUUCUCAGAGAGGUUACAAUGGCAAAAUGGUCUUCAAUCAUAACGAUGAAUCUCUUGCACUUCAGGUUGGUUCAAUUCUGAUUCAUAACUUGCAUAUUUUAGUUAACUGUAAGAAUAUUUAAUAAUGGUGCGAAGGCAGCAAUUACAUAUAAAUAAAAAACAAGGCAGGCGUGAGUCUUCCAACCGAGAGAAAAAUUGGCAAGGCACAUUUUGCUGGAGAACGCCUUUGAAAUCAAGCUUAUAACGGACAUUUGGAGAGUGGACUACCUGCACGGUCACAACGGAAAACCAACCUGUAACCCUUGGGUGCUCUGCUUGUUCUUUAAAGAGGAUAUAUCUACGUAUACGGCUCAUGCAUAGGGACAAAAUAUUAGAAAUAAGGAAACAGUUGGAUUUCCGCAUACCCAAAGACUUUGGAAGGAUUUCGGAUUGUGCAAAAGGAAGCCAGCAAACAAACAAAAGACCAGACCUAAAAACUGUCCACAAAGUGCUUGCGCUAAAGAGGAUGGUUUAGAGAAAGAAUACAAGAAGUAGAAAAGCAGACAGAUCAAAGAGCAAAGACCAAUGUCUGGAACUCUACCAAGAUGCCAUCGAACGCACCUACUUCGUCCCAAAGCUCGAUGUUUCUGAAAACGACAUUCAUGGACUACAGGAAGUUUUUGCCACAGUUCAAAAGACGUUUAGAAUCUUGAGGCUACAGGCUGUACACAUUGACCACCAAAGGACUUUUUGGGUACACUGGAUAGACAAGCGCUUGUAACACACAUGAUGGGAAAAGGAUUUGGAUCGCAGGAAGUCUUCCAUGUUCCCGAAGAAGGCAAAGGUUACAUACUGGACAACACAGGCAGCAUUGGAGACCAUGUUUGCAUCUGGACGAUGCAAACAAAAAGCUACAACAAAUUGGUCUCGCAGUUCGAAACCCGGAGAGGUUUGGGAAGCUUCAGUGGCCAUAUGGCAGACAAUGCCAACUGCCCGCAACAAGCAUCUUCAUACGACAUUCGAGUACCCCAAGGUGUAAGAACGAGGCUGUACCAGAAUCGAGUUUGCUAUGUAUGUGUGUGAAGGCGAGAGGCUAUCAACCGAAAUGCAUAAUCAUAAUUUCUCUUCAAGAUCAAUUGUUAUCGGUUGUAACACGGUGGAGUGGGUCAAUACUUACAAACGUCUUGUGGUAAUUAUAAGUGAUGAUCUUAGGUGGGUCCAUCACAAUGAGUACAUUUCUAAGAAGGCUUCUAAGCAUCUCUACUCCCUGAGAAUUCUUGAGAGAGUAGGAGUAGCUAGUGAUUCGACUUUGAGGGUGUGCUUGACAAUUUUCCGACCUAUUUUAGAAUAUGGUGUAAUUUACUGCAAUGAGGUUAAUAAACGGUCUUUAUUUAUUUAUUUAUUUAGCCGAGGUGCGAUCCCUCUGGAGUUGGUCUACACAAGGCAAAUGUCUGUCUGUAGUGCAACUACCCAUGAGGCAAUAGAUAACUCUACCAAACAGCUUGGGCCUUCCUUCUUGCAGACUGGCCGCAAAACAAAAUUUACAUGGCUUGGGUGACCGUAUGAAAACAUGAAAAAUCCAAGGUGUCAUUGCUACUCAUUGAAAAUUGUGUCUAGAUAGAAAAAGGCCCCCUAAGAGCUGUAGAAUGGAUGUAUGGGGAUUUUGGCCUUUUUCGUUGCCCUUUCUUUAUUGCGGAGAUUUUAGAAGUGAGCCAAGAGGAAUAAGUUUUGUCAAGGCUGCGCCGCUACACCAAAAAAGUACCAGCAAUACUCACAUCGAGCAAGAAACCAACCCAGAUCCACCAACACGCACUAAACCCUAGCGAUAUUCUACCUCCAAGCGAAAUGUCGAGUGGGUCUGGCCAUCGAAGAAAACCCAUAGGUGUCGAGAAACCUUUGUGCCAGCUGAAGGAGGUUCUUGAAAUCACCGAAAAACGUGACCUAUCCACCUUGUUGACGAGCAAAUGAAACCUUCUUUUUAAAGAGAUGUUUGAAAGUGAGCAAAGGGUCGAUUGGACACAGGAAUUCGAAAAAAAGCAACCACAAGAAACAAAUAGUCUUUAAAAAGUGAGAGCGGGAAAAGAUACAGAACAAGCCGCGUCUGCGAAAAACCGUUUUGACCAAACAAAAAUAAAAAUACGCCCGAUGUCCAAAACCUUUGACACUUUUCAGACACCCAAUGGAAAAUCCUUGAAUACAAACCAGCAAGGUAAGAUCCAAUGGUUGUUUUGGAAUGAGAGGGAGGGACAAUGGGUGUUUUUGCAACAAGUCACGUCACAAAAAUUCUAGUGGAGAGUAAAGAUAUAUUCUAAACGCGCAGUGAUCUGUCUUUCCUGUCAACCGACAAAAUAGAACUACAAAUCGGAAUAUCACCACAAAAAACCUUCUAUACAACCGAUGGUUUUCGCAUCAAAUUGAAUCCCAUCGCUGUGGAAUAAAAACCCACCCCAAACCUUUUUGAAAGCGUGCAAAGAAUAUUGAAAAGGUAAAAGACCAAAGUCAACUCCUCAACGAAUACCUCGAAGGAAAGAGAAGGCUCCAAAAGAACUCGAGAAAUGCGCCCAUCACAACCCUAGAAAUAGAAGAAACGCAGGAGUUCACUGCAGGGCUCAAAAUAACGGACAACAGGUCGCCGGUCAUGAUGACCGGCCAAAUAUUUUUUAGCCCGGACAAACCCCGAUUUUGGCCGGUCAAAUGAUGAAUACUAUAAUUUUUUUUUUUACCUACGGAUUAUCGAAUUACGCUUGCAAUAGAUCGUUGUACUGCACUGGCGUUCAGGUUUUUGGCGGCAAGUUGGUGAAAAAUUCGUUCACACGUUGUUGAGUUAAUUUGCUUUCCGCAAUUUUCGCCCCUUUUCAUGUCCGUUUAUAUAUACCUUGAGUAUCAUCGUUACGGUGGUGCCUGAAGUCUCCAAGGUUUGUCCUAUAUCUCUAUAUCAGUGAAACUUGAUCUUUUUCGUUGGCCGGUACGUGAUCAAAAGUCUCCUCCAUAAAGAAGAAACGUCGCCAAAUAUUUCCAGCAAAGAAGUUGAUUUGGCGAGAAAUUUGUUCCACAAACAGCGUAUUUAUCAUCAGAAGUCAAUAAAUAUACAGCAGAGCUUUCGUUUGGGUCGUCGCGCAACACUCUAUCGCGAAGGGCUCAUUAACGUCAACAGAAAUUUGCAUAAAGCUGUUUACAAGAAGGAGGAUUUGAAGCGCCGAGAUAGGCGACGUUCGUCCUCGAUUCGCUUAUAUUAAUUGGUUUUAUCAGACAAUUCUGGAAUCGAGUCCGCAAACGAGAUUCAUGUGCAACAUAAAGAAAGUAUUAUAAUUAAUCGAUGCACUGAAUUUUAUCUCCGGAGAAACAGUACAGGACGAGCGAUCGAUUUUCCCGAAUUCCGUCGAAGGUGAUUUUCACAAUCCUCUUACAGGUAGAUGUGAAACGUUUGAUGGACAAAAACUGUUAGCUAUCCUUUAGUUUUCUAACAAGUAACGGAUUAUUUAGUGUAUGUUUUCCCAAAGAAGGUCACAUUACUGAUCACAGCAAAGCAGAAUGUACAGUACGACCUGCUGCAUCGUUGCGUUACUCCACAACUAAGUUUGUUGUUGUUUCGCUUUGUUGCGUUUCAUUACAUGACGAUUUUAAAUGAAAUUUAUUGGAGCGUUCCUUUUCUGUAAAGGGUUUAGUGCAAAGCAGCAAAAAAGCCAAAGAAAAAACAAAUCAUUACAGCGUUAUAGAGCAAAACGCAUUAAGCGACAGCUAUAUGGAAAAUAUUAUAACAUGUUCGCAUCCAAAAAUGACCGGCAAGACGAGAGUUUGACCGGUCAAGUCCACGAUCAGGCCGGACAUUGUCCGUUGACCGGCCGUUAUUUUGAGCCCUAAGUUGCCCAAAGGCAUCUACCUUGUCUCGCAAAAAAUUAUAUCAAGGAAUUGGUCUAAUGUUGUAUCUUUUGCCACUGGACGAGCAAAACGAGCCGAAAACUGAUUGCAAUUUACCAGAUUGGGGGCACUUCCUGCAACAAGAGGUAGACAAAAAUAAUAUCAAAGACAUCGAGGGACUGCUUUUUUACCGACUGGGCAAAGAAAAGACAAUAACAGCAAAAGGAAAGGACAGGGCCGUGCAGCUGUAUCCGUUUAGCCAUUCCCGAGCUUCUUUGCGGGUAUUGCCUUUUCUUUGCCUAGUCGGCAGAAAAGCGGUCCUUGGAUGCCUUUGAUACUAUUGUUUUUGUGUACCUCUUGCCUCUUUUUGUAGGAAGUGCCCCCAAUCUGGUACAUUGCAAUCAGUCUUCGGCUUGUUUUGCUUGUCCAGUGGUAAAAGAUUCAACAUUAUUUGAUCGAUUCCUUGAUAUGAUUUUUUGUGAGACCACUUCGUUGCAAAUCUUGCGAUUUCUUCUUGGGUUGUGAUGGCUCGCAUUUCUCGAAUUCCUCCUUUUGGAACCUUCUUUUGCUUCCGAGAUAUUCGUUGAGUAGUAGACUUUGGUCAUCCACCUUUUGGAGCAUUUUUUUCAGCCUUUCCAAAAGGUGUGUUUGGUGUCUUUUCUAGGGCAAUGGGAUUCCAAUCGAUCCAAGAACCAUCGGUUGUAUAGAAGGUUUUUUGUGGUUCUAUUCCCAUUUGUAGUUCUGUUUUAAGGGGUUGGCAAGAAAGACAAAUGCGCAGCAUUUGGAAUGUAUCUGCUUUCCUCUAGAAUUUUUGAGGUGACUUGUUGCAGAAACACACCCUGUCUCGCCUUCUCAUUCCAAAACAGCCAUUGGAUUGUAUCUUGCUGGUGUGUAUCCAAGGAUUUUUUGGGAAAGUGUCAAAGGUUUUGGGCAUUAGGCAUGAAUUGGGCGACCUUCUUCCAUUUUUCUGUUCGGCCAAAACGGUUUUUCCCGGACGCGGCGUGUCCUGCAUCUCUUCCAACUCUCUUUUUUGCAAGAGUAUUUGUUUGUUUCUUGUGGUUGCCUUUUCCCGAAUUCUUGUGUCCUCGCUAGCCUUAAACAAUCUCAUCCGAAAGGUUUCAUUUGCACACCAACAAAAUGGAUAGGGUCACGUUUUUCGGUGUUUUCAGGACCCUCCUCCAGCUGUAAAAGGUUUCUCGACACCUAUGGGUUUUCUUUGUUUGCCAGACCCACUCGACAUUUCGGUUGGCGUCAGAAAAUCGCUAGGGUGUAGUACGUUUUGGUGAAUCUGGCUUGGUGUCCUGCUAGAUGUGAGGAUCGUCGGUGCUUUCUUGGUGUGGUAACGAAACUUUGACAAACUUCUUCCUCUAGGUCCACUUUCAAAGUCUCCGCAACAAAGAUCGGGCAACGACAAAGGCCAAAUUCCCAGCCAUCCAUUCUAUGGCUCAUUGUAGGCCUUUUUCUGUCGCGCCACAGUUUUUUUAAAGUAGCAACGACGCCAUGGAUUUUUCCCGUUUUCUUACGGGCACCCUAAGCCAUGUAGAUUUUCAUUUGUGGCCAGUCUGGAAGAAGGAAACAGGAGUCCAAGCUGUUCGCAAGAGCUAUGCAUUUCCUCGUAAGCAGUUAAACUACAGACAGACCUUUGCCUUUGUACAGACCACUUUCAGAGGGGUCGCACCUCAGCUGUUGUGGUCGAAACUCCUUUGCCUUCACACGCGUACAUAGAAACCUUGCUUCGGUACAGCAUCGUUGUAGCACCUACUUGCACGUCGUACGGAGAUGCUUGUUGGGGCAAUUGGCAUUGUCUGCCAUAUUGCCUAUGAAGCUUUUACCAAACUCUUUUCGGGUUUCGAAUUGGGAAACCACCUUGUUGUAGAUCUUUGUUUGCAUCGUGCAGUUGCCCGUUUCUAGCUAGAUGCAAAGUCUGUGUUGUCCAGUAUGUAACCUUUGCCUCUUUCGGGAAAAUGGAAGUCUUUCGACAAAAUUUGAUUAAUUUUAUACACUAGGGAAAAUGAAAGCAAAGGCAAUAUAGUUGGGUUCAUCGAGGGCGACAAGAGAUCGUAUCAGUUAAGUUGUAUCUCCUUUGGCCUUUGCUCUACUAGAGAACUGAGUAUUGGCGGAGUGUUUAAGUCGUAAACAGAGUGAAAGAUCAGAGACUUCAUCCAUCCACUGAUCGCUCAAGGAUAUAGGGAACAUUUGUUAGACUCGGUUUUAAGGCGAGGUGCAUGAGGGUAGUUUGCGUAUGUACAUUUUGUUUGAUUUUGUUUUCGUCUCUGAUUACUUUUCGGUCGUGGUAACAUUGAGAAUGGCCAGAAUUUAUCUUGUUUCAAUUGGGCAAGUCUGGGCAUGUUACUUUUCUUGAAACGUCUGGCCGAUGUUGUGAUAACUAGUGAGUGUUAACUUUUCCAGGUGAACGUCGAGAGUGGCACCAAACGUGUUGCCAAGGAUACGCGCUCGCUUUCUGGUGGCGAGCGAUCCUUUUCUACCGUAUCGUUCAUUAUGGCUUUGUGGGAGGCAAUGGAAUCACCUUUUAGAUGUCUUGACGAAUUUGACGUCUUCAUGGUUAGUACGAUAGGGAGUUGGGUUCGGUUAUUAGGACAUUAAAGGAACUGUGUCAGAACAUUUAUCCAAAUUUCUUUAGUGGGAACUGACUCCAAACUUGGUGGAACUUAAAAAACUGGUUCAAACAUAAAAAAAGUAUAAAUAACACAGCAAAUUCAAAAGGAGGCACAAAAAAAACAAACUUGAAGAAGAUUGAAACGGAUUGCAAGUGACAGCUUGUUAGCCGAACAGUUUUUCAAACAUGUUUGUUCGCCUCGAAGCUCUAAAAAUUCCGUACCAUAUAUGGCUAAUAAGUUAUUAAUUAAGUCUUAGAGUAUUUACUUUUUUCCGUCAUCCCCUUUCCUUUUUUCAAAGCAUUCGAAUAUAUGUUUUGCUAUUAGUUUUUGUAUUUUAGCAUUUCCGCUAGCGGGGUUUAUUAGAAACAUGAAUAUUUUGUUACGUGACAUUCUGCUUAUUUUUAUCCUGUAUUGUUUUCCCAAAUAAUCUAGUAACGAACGUCUUUUUUCCUGGUAAGCAGGGCAUAUAUUUGGAAAAUGGAAUUGGUCCUCCAUUUCUAUUUUACAAAUUGGGCAAACUCUUUCUGGAGACCGGCCGCUUUUUUCAACUUUCGGUGGGUUUGGAAAAAUGGGGGAAGAGGGGAAAAUGCACUAAUUUUUGACGUGACGUGAUAGAAAAGAGCUCUCUUUCAUGAACAACGUAAAACUAAACUGUAACCUCCGAGCUUGUCAGGAUGUCUUAAUGUCUUUUUUGUCUUUGGUAGGACAUGGUAAACAGGCGAAUUAGCAUGGAAAUGAUGUUAAAGGUGGCCAAAGAACAACAAGAAAGGCAAUUUAUCCUUCUUACUCCUCAGGACAUGAGGUGGGUGACCGGCGUGAAAUGUCAUUGUUAUAUACUACUUAUUAGCCAAGGCCGAGGUCUGAGAUUUCCCUGUAAGGACCGAACUGAAGAAGUUAAUAAGUUAUAUAUGAUAUGGCCUGUUUAGCGCUAUUCUUAAAAUGAAUACAGUCGAACCUCUCCACAAAGGCCACCUUGGGGACUGAAGAAAGUAGCUGUUCUGGAUAGUUGGCCGCUAUGGGGAGGUAGGGGUGUAAAUGUGACCAAAUUAUUUGAGGGAGUACAACAUGUUGAUCAUGCUAAGCUCAUGCUUGCUGUAUCCCUUGAUGGUAAUAAUCCAAUGAUAAAUAACAUGUAGAGAUAAAAUAUACAAAAUAAAUUCGAAUAAUGUUUUGAAUCAAAAUGUUAACAUGACGAAACGAGCAAGGUUGGCAGCAUUGGCUUUAAGUAGCGUAAACAAUUUAUGCUUACUGCAGCAGAUAAAUAAAAAAAAAAUCGAAGUAGGAUUGCGGCGAUUAAUCAUCAACGCGCCGUGCAAAUCCCAUUUCAUGGCCGGUCUUGACUUUUCAUCAGUUGCUUAUUUUUCUGGCCGUUGUCGAGAGGUUAUUUUGACAGUAGGGGACACACUUUUGUGGUCGCUGCCGUUUGAGGGAGGUGGCUGUUGUUGAGAGGUUUAAACAAGAGGCAAUGUGUGGAUUAUCCACGGGGACAAAAAAUUACUUGGCGUUCUGGAGAGGUGGCCACUAUUAGGGGUUCGACUGUACAAUAAAAAACACCGGAGGUAAUUUUCAACAUCCGCUCGUAAGAGGUCAUUCGAGGUCGUGCUUACUGAACCGAAACGAACCUAGCGAUGCAAUCGAGUUUCUUUGUCAAUAAGAAAUUCUGACCUGAGCCCGCGAUCAAUGAAAAACCAAUAACUGGUCAGUGGAUAACAUAAAAGACACGUCCCUUCUAUGAAUUUACACGUAAGCCCGCGAUGCAGUCUGUGACACUGGUCAGCGGAUAACACUUUUUUUUGACAACAGUCAAUAGGCCUUUCGAAUUAGUUGAUCACAUGAUCAACUUUCGGUAAACAUGAAAUCAGUUCGCUUUUGAAAAUUUUGUUAGCACGAGCUGAAAGAGCAUAUUAAAAUUAGGUAGCCUGUUAAUUUUCAGCCUUAUAUUUCAAAAGUAGAGAUUGCAACGGCCGCCUAAAACUAGAAGUAUUAGUAUGAGGAAAACAACUCUUGCCACCCAGUCUCGCAAGUGUCCGUAUUAACGGGGUUCGUCUGUAGACAAUUGAUAACUAAGGUGCAGACAAACCGUACAUAGAAAUAGUCAGACAGAGAUGUUAGUUGAGUAACAGGCAGGAGAAAGCAGAAUUCAAAUAAAAUGCAUUUCGUGUUGUAGUCGAAGAUAGCUUUAUAGGUGCAAUGUCUUAGCGGUGAAAUCGAAAAGCCAUCUUGUGUUGCUUGCGUUCUUCUCACAGCUUCAGAAGUUUAUCAUUUGCCUUUUUUUCGCAGAGAAUGUAAGAAACAAAUACUAAAUCAGCUUAGUGAAAAAAACAGACGUAAAGAGGCAGUGUUACCAUACACAUGUAGAAUGCGAGCAGUCACGCGUGUGGUCAUUUUGUCUCGCGCGUUUCACCUGACGGACUAAGGAAAAAGAGAGACUGCUCGUAGUCUAUGCGCAUGCGAAUAUACUUGUGACAAUUAGCGGUACUGCUUAAUUUCCAAUACUAUUUUGAUUGUUUCAUAUGGCUGUUGCUUUAGGGACGAUUGUUACCUGUUAAUCAACAACUUUUUUAUUUUCAGUUCCAUAGGACAGAGUAAAAGAGUAAAGAUAUUCAAAUUACAAGAUCCCGAACGAGGACAGACAACCUUAAACUUUCAAGCGCCCGAUCCAUAGAUCUGCGUCCGUCUGACCAGAAGCAUAUCACUCCCAAAUCCUCUUAUUACAUAGUUUUUUUUCCAAGUUGUUGUUCAAAAAAUUUAUUGGGAAAUCAAUUGGCCAAUUGGGGGAUCAUUAGAGUUUUUAAUAAUCAAUGCAUUAUGUAAAUUACGUUCAAGAUUUUUACAGAAAAGUUUUCAGUGAAAGUUAGAAGACAAGAGUAUAGUUAAAGAAAAAAAAUAAUGGCACAAGGUCAUAUUUGUUGAUGUUGCGGAACAUCAUCCUCAAAGUUUGUUUGAAGCAAGCAGUAGUUAAGGUGAUUCCCUGAUUUUGCAUUGCGCAUCUCUCACUGCGCAUAACAAGAUGGCCUCCGUAAAAAACAGCAUGUGAAGUAACAUUAUUAAAAUGAAGUUGACCGAAGAGAAACGCUAUUGCAAUUUUUGCUUGCGGUUGUUUCUUGCCGAGGUGAGACUCAAUGUGGUGGGAAUGUGCAUAAUGUAAGCAGUACGCGUGUUGCUGAGUUCGACUUCCUCACGGAGAACCUCGAUAGCGGAUUUUUAAUUUGUGCUUAUUCACUUUGAUUUUCAUUUAAACGCUUUCUUUAUCACAUUGUGUCCUAAAUUUGAUAUCUCGAUGUAAAUUCUGUAAAAACGGAUUUUUUAAUACUUUCUUCCCCCUUUCACAUACAUUCUAUUUUGAAACUCGCCCCAGUCCUCUCUCAAAAAUCGGGGAAAAUGCAUUUGGUGCGCACUUUCUGCAGCUCUACCGCAAAAACGAGUACGGUGACCCCCAUUUUUUAUUUC